Messenger RNA from Perca fluviatilis (European perch), 3110 nucleotides. Its product is annotated as E3 ubiquitin/ISG15 ligase TRIM25-like. NCBI's taxonomy places the organism in Eukaryota, Metazoa, Chordata, Actinopteri, Perciformes, Percidae. Gene Ontology annotation, molecular function: protein binding; zinc ion binding. The record is from RefSeq and is a predicted model, not a curated record. The transcript has a single exon.
CUCAGACAGUCGUUGUCACUGAGCGAGAGGUGAAAUGGCGCAGAAAGGAGUUCAGCUGGACCGGGAAACCUUCUCUUGUUCCAUUUGUCUGGAUCUACUAAAGGAUCCGGUGACUACUCCCUGUGGACACAACUACUGCAUGAACUGUAUUAAAAGCCACUGGGAUGUAGAGGAUCGUAAGGACAGCUACAGCUGCCCUCAGUGCAGGAAGACAUUCACACAGAGGCCUGACCUGCUGAAAAACAACUUGUUAGCAGAUUUAGUGGAGGAGCUGAAGAAGACUGGACUCCAAGCUGCUCCUGCUGAUCACUGCUAUGCUGGAGCUGAAGAUGUGGCCUGUGAUGUCUGCACCGGGAGAAAACUCAAAGCACACAAGUCCUGUCUGCAAUGUCUGGCUGCUUUCUGUGAGCAACACCUUCAACAUCAUUAUGAAUCAGAGACAUUCAACAAACACAAACUGGUGGAGCCGUCCAAGAAGCUCCAGGAGAACGUCUGCUCUCGUCAUGAUGAGGUGAUGAAGAUUUUCUGUCGUAUUGAUCAGCAGCUUAUCUGUUCUCUCUGCUUAAUGGAGGAACACAAGGCUACGACAUAGUCUCAGCUGCAGCAAGAGAGCUGAGAGGCAGAGAGGCUCGAGGGGAGUCGACAAAACAUCCAGCAGAGAAUCCAGGACAGAGAGAAAGAUGUGAAGCUGCUUCAACAGCAGGCGGAGGCCAUCAAUCUCUGUGCUGAUAAAGCAGUGGAGGACAGCGAGAAGAUCUUCACUGAGCUGAUCCGUCUCCUGGAGAAAAGAAGCUCUUUUGUGAAGCAACAGGUCAGAUCCCAGCAGAGAAGUGAAGUGAGUCGAGUCAGAGAGCUUCAGGAGAAGCUGGAGCAGGAGAUCACUGAGCUGAAGAGGAAAGACGCUGAGCUGAAGAAGCUCUCACACACAGAGGAUCACACCCAGUUUCUACACAACUACCCCUCACUCUCACCACUCAGCCAAUCAACAUCCAGCAUCCAUAUCAGUCCUCUGAGCUGCUUUGAGGACAUGACAGAGGCCGUGUCAGAAGUCAGAGAUAUCCUACAGGACGUCCUGAGAGAGAAGUGGAAAAACAUCUCACUGACAGAGACUGAAGUGGAUGUUUCACUACCACAACCAGAGCCGAUGACCAGAGCUGGAUUCUUAAAAUAUUCACAUGAAAUCACACUGGAUCAAAACACAGCAAACACAGAUCUGUUAUUAUCUGAGGGGAACAGGAAAGCUACAGUAAUGAGUCAACAACAGUCUUAUUCUAGUCACCCAGACAGAUUCACUGACAUGUUUCAGGUCCUGAGUAGAGAGGGUCUGACUGGACGUUGUUACUGGGAGGUGGAGAGGAGAGGAGGAGUUUAUGUAGCAGUUGCAUACAAGAAUAUCAGCAGAGCAGGGGAGUCGGAUGAAUGUGGAUUUGGACGAAAUGAAAAAUCUUGGGCUUUAGAUUGUGACAACAACAGGUAUACAUUUUGGUCCAACAAAGUUCAAACUCCCGUCUCAGGUCCUAAGUCCUCCAGAAUAGGAGUGUACCUGGAUCACAGUGCAGGUAUUCUGUCCUUCUACAGCGUCUCUGAAACCAUGACUCUCCUCCACAGAGUCCAGACCACAUUCACUCAGCCGCUCUAUGCUGGACUAAGGUUUUAUUGGUUUGGACACUCUGCUGAGUUGUGUAAACUGAAAUAGACAGAAGUCAUUAAGGGUUAAAUUCUGUGGGGUUUUUUAUUUGUGAAAUUCUUUGUUUUCAGCGUUUUUUUCUCAAUGAUUGAUGUUUUUCAUGUUCUUUCAUGUUUUUUGUAGCUUUUUUAUUUUUUUUGAAUCCCUAACCAGGAAACGAGGAGCAGGAUGAGGUGACUAGAGUCUCUCAAAAUCUGAGGAAAAUCUUUUAAACUGACCUUUGUUGAUCUGAAAUGAAGACAGAUUCAGCAACUGCACGGCCUAUUUCUCUCUUCAGAUGUUUUCAGAAACACGUUUCGGUGAACUAUUUUAGUACAAUAUGAAAUAUCGGAUUCUGAACGAGUUCGUCCAAUCAGCUGCCGGUUUUCAUUUUUGGGGCGACAAUCCAGAUUAGUGCCGCCUGCUGUUAUGGAGACGUAUUAAGUCUCGUCUCUUCGGUGUGUUCUGAGGAACAUUUUGGACCAACUCGGGGAGACUGAUCAGUCACACUGGCUUUACUGCCGAGGGUCCGUAUUGUUAAUAAUAAUUUUUCAUUAAAAAACGGUCAGAAAAUGCUGUUUUCAGCCUCUCAAAUAUGAAGAACUCUGGCUCUUUCCUGUGUUAUCUUAUAUUACACUGAAUAUCUUUUGGGUUUUGGGUAAAAUAGCUAUUUAAAAAGAGGUGAUCUCUGGGCUUUAGGGAACACUGAUCCACAUUUUUCACCAUGUUCUGAUAUUUUAGAGUACACACACACACACACACAACCACACAAACAAACAAACAGACCACACACACACACACACACACACACAUAUACACACACACACAAGACACACACACAACAACACGGUUUUAAAAGGAGUGUUUUAGCAGUAACAGAAUUGAUUGAUAGCCCAAUGACUUCACUGUGUUUUCUUUUCAAUUUACAUUUUACAUUAUAAUCAAGUUGAUUUUGUGCUGUUAACUGUCUGGUUUUAUACAGUCUGCAUGUGGCGUCUCCAUGGUAUGCUGCCUUAACAUUCGCUCUGUUGUAGAGUUAUUUUGGGUAAAAGUGUGUUUUGUAUUUAUUUAUCUUCAGCAUUCAGAUACUUGAGUAAAUGCAGUAUGUUGAUUUGGAUUCUUUCAUGGUUUUAAAUGGUGUUUUUCUCUUCAUUUGUUGUCAACAUGUAACCAUUUUGCUUCAAAUUCUCUCCAUUCUUAUUAGUUUUAGCAGUGGGUGUGAGAACUGUGACCCUAUGUUCCUCAUCAGCUGGUUGGAGCCAGAGAGAGAAAGAGGACAUGUUUGGUGAUAUAUAUACUAAACUCUUAACCCAGUUAUCACAACCUCUGUGUGUGUAAUCUUCCUGAUGUUAGUGUGUAUGAUUAACACUUAAAAUGUUAACAAUGUAAAUAUUGCUGGGAAACCUGUGAAAAAACCCAAUAAAGAUAAUUGCAAUAAUGUGUA